AUAUGGUCACAAAACUUUAUCAGUCUAAAAACCAUCAUGUUCGUCGCCAAGAGCUCUGCCAUUUUGGCCAUUACAAUCGUGCAGUUGGUGGCCUUUAUUCAAGGAGGCGUCUACAGCAACCAGGACCAAUGGGUUCAAAUGAAUAGGACACUGGACUUCCCCAAGAACGCGGUGCUCGGUGGCAUGGAUCCGGAUGGCUACUACAACUACGUGGGCCGCUGGGAUUACAGCGGCAGUAUCAUGCCCGCCCGAGUGGUUCCAGAAUUGAGUAAAGCCACCUUCAACACCCUGUUUGAUAACUACGUGACCUAUUAUUUUGAUGUCCUGGUGUCCAAUGAGACUAUUAGCUAUCAUUGGAAACGAAGCUUUGAUGGCUUUCGUGAGGAAAAUGCCGUAUCCGUGGGAACUGAUUCAGAUCAUUAUCCAGUAUACAUCUGCCGAGCAUAUUCCGAUAGUUCUGUCAUUAUUGGAACCCUGCUCCUGGCCCGGCGCUUUUGCGUCAUUAAAUACGAAUCCUUGCCAAUUCGUUACCAUUCUAAAUACGAAAUCCUUGUCAGGGAGUACAAGUUUGUCUAGAAAAAAAUCAUAUAUGUGUUAUUGAGUUUAAUAAAAAGAUAAAGUAUUGGGAAGAACAA
Drosophila bipectinata is the source of this 635-nucleotide messenger RNA. RefSeq lists its product as uncharacterized. Lineage: Eukaryota; Metazoa; Arthropoda; Insecta; Diptera; Drosophilidae. The record is from RefSeq and is a predicted model, not a curated record.